UCUCACGAGCGUAUAUCGGAAGUUAAAAUAAUAUUUUCAAUUGAUUAAUAAAAUUGUCACGAAAAGACGUGCAACCUUGAACCAAGAAUAUCAUGACAAGUUGUUCUAGUAAAAUUUGAAAUAGUAAGCAAAAAGAGAACAAGAUGUUCAAUAUAAAAAAGUCAUGAAUAAGGAAAAUAAAAAUGGGAAUGAAUUAACAAUGUACAUUUUCUACCUGAAUUUCCCCUCUCGAUGUAUUCAGUGAUGGGCGAAAUCUGCUUAAAAGGACUGCGAGUGUUAAAAAUUUUUAUUCUGCAUACAAUGUUACUGAUAAACACAUUCCAUUCGCCUACGUAGAUUUUUAAAUGUUGAAGACGAAGAGAAUUAAAAACAGUUUAAUGUUUUUAUUUCUUAAUUAACUCUUACAAUUUAAUAACAAUAUUUUUGACAGUCUGUCAGUUCGGACUAUAAAAUCGCCCACCACUGAAUCCACUCACACUAAUGUACGGUUUCAAACUGUUGUACUGUUUUCACUAAGUAGUAUGCGAGUGAGAAAAUUUUAAAACGCGAGAUCAAAAGUAAUUUUCUUGUUACUCGCGGAUUAUUCUUCAAGCAAACAAGACGUUUUUAUGUGUUUAAUUUAAUGAUAAAAAAGAAGUGAAAGAAAUCAUAUAAACCGAUAUAGAAAGAAAAGUAUAAAAAGAGAAAUGAAUGAUCAGGAAGUUAAAACAAGUGAAACAAAUUGAAGUCAAUAAUAAAAAUCAAUAUCAUUUAAAUAAAGGCCAAUAUAUAAAAACCAAGUUGCCAAUUGCAUGUCGAAAACAAUUGAAUGGCAAGAAACCGGUGCUCGAAAAAAUAAUUGGAAAAUUUAAGCAUCAAAUAAUCCGACCUUGGAAUGAAAACAGUGAAAUAAAUAUUCAAGAAACAUAAAACAAAUUCAUCAUCAACCAUGCUGGAUAUAAUAUUUGUCGGAAUAUUGAUUUUAUCAGCACUUGCCUACGGAUUUUGGCAAUACUUUGCCCGACCCAAAAACGCCCGUGAAAAACGUAAAAAUGAGGCACAAUAUAAGAAAUUUGACGAAUAUGCACCAAAAGAUUCAAAGUCAAAUCUCAGUAAGAAGUCAGACAAAAAUCAGUCUUGUAAGACAAACAUCGUUAAAAAUCCAAAGCGAUCAAAUUUAAAGAAGCGAUCAGAUAAAACCAACUAUUCCCACGAUUGGCUUUUGACCACAUUGAAGGGACAUACUGGAUCAGUGUUGGAUAUGAGCUUUUCAUCCAACGGAAAAUAUCUCGCAACUUGUGCUGACGAUUCCAAAUCAAUGUUACAAACUAUUGAUGUUGAAUCGGAUGUCACAAAUGAAACAUCGACAAGUAGUGAAGAUUCACCUAAACAAAAGCGAACACAACGUAAUCGUAAAACAACUCAUCAGCAUUUCGUAAAACAGCGUACAACGCGUUCAAACAAUCAGGGCGGCAAAAUCAUGAGUCAUCAUUCGGUUCAGGUCCAGACGAUCCGUUCACCACAUAAGAAUGAGAAUCAAGGUUAUCGUGCACUUGAGCCACCAUUACGACAACACAUUAAAUUAAACUUGAAUGAUGCACAGCUUGUGCAAUAUUUAAAAAAUUAUCUUUUGGAUGAGACAUUGAUGCGUUUGUUGGGCUUUCCAAUUGAAUAUGAUGUCGCACCAAAUCUUGCCAUCAUUUAUAAAUAUCCGCCAUAUGAGUUUAUAUCACAACGGAAGCAAUCGUUGGCAUCAAGUACGACGACAUAUUAUAAUAAUGAUCCGAUAAUUGUCAACGAUAAUGAUGGAUUGACACCAGAAAAAGAGAAUUUCGGUUCUGAAAUCAACGACAGUGACAGUGGACAAGGAUCUGGUUCGUCAUCACCUUCAGAAGACUUCGAAAUUAAUCAGACACGUCCGGCUGCUGCGUCCGGAUCAUUGCCACCACAUUACAUGUCGAUGAUUGGAUCACAAAAAGAAUGUACACGAUGUGGCAAAGGCUUCUACGUCACCAAUGGAGGUGAUUAUGUAACACAGGAGCCAUGUUUAUAUCAUUGGGGAAAAGUUAAUCGAUUUUACGAUGGACCUAUGAUGCGACAUAUUUAUUCAUGUUGUAAUCGUGAUUACGAUGCUAAUCUUAUGAAUGGAUGCACAGCAAAUCGUGUUCAUGUUUGGACCGGUGUAUCGCCUGGUUUAAAUGGACCCUACGAAGGUUUCAUUCGAACAAAACGGAGACCAGGUUCGCCUCCAGAAGACGGUAACACUGGAAUCUACGCACUUGACUGUGAAAUGUGCUUUACAGGAUGUGGCCUUGAACUGACGAAAGUGUCGAUUAUAAGAUCUGAUGGAAAUCUUUUCUAUGAGAGUUUUGUUCGUCCAGACCGUGAUAUUGUUGACUACAAUACCAGAUAUUCAGGAAUAACUGAGAAAGAUCUUAACACAACAACAUCAAGUUGGAAUCAUAGCAACAACAUGCGUCGGGCAUCAACAGCUUCUAAUUCAAGUUCAAGUUCCACCGGAUCAAACAACGGUCAUACAAAAACAGUUAAAACACUCAAAGAAGUACAAAAAGAUCUUCUCAAAUUCAUCUUUGAUGACACAAUUCUUAUCGGUCAUUCGAUCGAAAAUGAUCUCAAAGCUUUGAAGCUAAUCCAUAAAACAAUCAUCGAUACAUCAAUUACUUUUCCCCAUUUUUAUGGUCUUCCGUAUCGACGUUCACUUAAAACACUUACAAAGAGUAUACUCAAACGUGAUAUUCAACAGAACAGCACAGGUCAUUGUAGUUUCGAAGAUUCACGUGCUUGUCUUGAACUUUUAUUGUGGAAAGUGCGAAAAGAUUUCCGAGCUGUGCUCGAGCAAAAUUAAAAAGAAAAAAGCCGACGAGUAGUGAAAAUAAUAUUUAGAUAAUCAAUUGAUAACAAAUCUACAACAAAUAUAUAUUUUUUUAAUGAAAUCAGUAACAAAAUCAACAAACAACGUGAUGUUAACUAUUUUUGUUUCUAAAACGAAAAGAAGAAAGAAAAAAAACUUUAAAGAGAAACUAAAUUAUUUCGACUUAAUUCCCACUGAAAAUUUAAAGAAAAAAAAUGUUUUUAAUGAAAGGAAAAGAGAAGUGAAAAAUAUGUCACUUUAAACACCAAUCAGAGUCAAGGAAAGAGAAGAAAAAAGUGAAAAUGUAGCAAACAUGAAACACUCAUUUGAGAUCGUUAACACUAACUUCGUUGUUACGUCACAAGUUUGACUAUGGAGAAUUGUAAUCGAUGUAAAUAGAAGUGGAAAGUUUAUAAUUAACAUAUCUGAAUGAAAAGGAAGAUUUAAAGAUUACAUACUUAAAGAUGCUACACAGAAAUCAAUUCAAUUCAAUCCUUCAAAGUUACAUUUAGAUAGAAAAAUAUUUUUAAGAUCUAAGAUAGAACAAAUGUGAUUUUGUGACAUGCGAAUCAGUCAACUUCUUCUCAUUUUAAAGCAAGAAUUUUCUCGUUGACGUUGACAAAUUAAAACAAAACAAAAGCGCAUCUCGUGCUUAUCUGAAUGUAAAUUAUACAAUCAAGACGACCUUUAAGAAGGAAUUAGGUAAAUAAAUGAUGAAAAUAGAUAAUUGAGUUCUGAUUUUUUUUAAUCAUUAAACACACAAGAUAAAUAUGAAGACGUUGAAAUUACUUAAAUUGCCUGAUGAAUUGUGUUGUGAAUUGAAACAUUUUUACAAUGAGAAAUAAUUUACGUUUUUCAUUGUUUUCCCUUCAAAUUUAAUUACCAACAAGUUUUUAAUCAAUGAUCAGCUUCAUUUGCUUAAUUUUAUGAAGCUAAAGUUUAAAGUCAUUUGCAAUUAAACACCAAACAAAAAAGAAAGAAAAAAAUUGUGAUAGGAUUUUAAAAAGUAAUCUUGAAAGUUGAAUUCCGGAUAAAAGUUGAAGUCAUUUCUUGUUUUCUUUUUCUUUUGAUCGGUUGAAAAAGACUGUAAAUAAAAUAAACAAUUUUAACAAAGAAAUCAAGUUAAAAUUAAAGCUUGAAUGACAGCCAAGAGAGAUCGCUAAGUUCUAAAGUAAAUAAGAAAACUUGAACGUCAAAAACGUUUCUAAAUUCGCGGCUGCGGUCAAGGACAAUGAAUGCGAUUUGCAAAUUAUUUUUUUUCUGUUGUAAAUGAUCGUUGAUGAUGUUUGCUUAGGAAAACUGUGAGCUCACAAGUAUAGGUAGGCAGAUUCUUUAACAUAUUUUAUAUACAACUUGAAACGAAACAACAACAAACUGUGACAAGUUUAUUAGUUUGUCGCUUAGGAAAUUUCUUUUAACAUUUAAGUCGUCGUCAGUCAUCAAGCUUCUGCUACUCGUUUUGUCGUCGUCACAAAUUCACGAUGUUUCUCAUUGUAAAACGUAUGCAAAACAGAAAUGAAAUAAAAAAUAUGAGAAAACUUGGUUGGCAAAUGAGCUGUCGAUUGUAAAAGAAAUGAAGUUCGCGAUUUGAAUCUUAAAUUUUGUUUCGUUUCAUUUUUGGAAAGAAAGAAAUCACAAAAUUAAGAUUCACGAUAGUUAAAUGACUUAAAUAUUGUUGACAAUCGACAUGAAUUGACCUUAAAUUUACUGUUAACAUGAAGGAGAGGAUAAAUAAGACUCAGAAUGAGGUGAAUCUUUGCCUCCAUGUUUUUCUCAACCAAAUUUUGCAUACGAAUUGAAUUAACAAAACAUAAAAAUUGCUUUCUGUAAUUGAGAAAGAAAAAUCGAAUAAAUUUCUUUUGUUUUUGUUAUUGUUCAAUAAUUUAGAAGAAUUAACAUUAGAUUGAUUAUAAGUUUACUAGAUAAUUAAGUUUUUUUGAACGAAAUGAGACGAACGUCUUAAAACUAGUUAAGCACCGAGAAAAAAAGAUAAAAAAUCAAAAUAAAAUUAAAGAAACUUUUUUUAAAGAAACAAAA
Messenger RNA from Clunio marinus, 4888 nucleotides. The record is from the annotation of a GenBank genome assembly. Lineage: Eukaryota; Metazoa; Arthropoda; Insecta; Diptera; Chironomidae.